AUGGAAAGGGAGAUAGGAAGGAAUGCCUUCACGCGUAGGAAUUCAUCAGGUGGUCGGCUGUGGUUUUGUGCGAGGAGGCUCUUGCCGCGGCUUUGGUUUACCCUUUUCAUGGUGUUGUUUUCCUUGUUUUCAUUCUCGCUCUUGACCUGGCAGACGCUUUUUCCUUAUUCAGGCAGGAAUAGAAAAAUUAAUACUUCCCCCUUUGCUUCUCGUGUCUUUGUUAACGCCGCCUCAGGCCGUGCUAUGGUUGGUGUGGGUGCCAAGCCUGGUGUCAUGCUGCCGAUAGCCCCAACAGGGCGUUUAACCACCUUUAUUAUACCGUACAGUGGCACUGAGGAGGAAGAGGGAGAAGGAGACGCUGCCGAUGGUGCGAGUGAUAUUAACGUAAAGAUGCGGGAUGACGCAGGGACACCGCUGCAAACCGGUGGGUAUCGUCUUCACCGGGAUGUAUGCCUUGCGGGAAAUGGGACGCGGCUGCAACUUUAUCGGCCUUUAGGAAAUAAAAUGGUAAAAGAAGAUGAAGUUCUUUUUAUUGCACACGGCGGGUACGAUUCCGGAGUCUUGAGCCGGGACUUGACAUCUCUCUUUGUGUGGCUACAGCAAUGGGAGUUGCCGUUGGGUAGUCAUGGCGAGUCACGCCUUUUUCUGCACACAGCAGGGGGGAAGAAAGUUUGGGUUCCGCGCACGAACACCAUAAUCUUAGCGGUCGGUGGUAGUGGCGGUGAUCGCUGCAAGGAUGUGGAGAGGGCCCGUUUUUACCGCACCCGUCUCCUGCAUUGGAUCCGUGUGGUGACGGGCCAUUUUCGACUGUCGCCAUGGUGGAGCGAUCAUAGAAGCGCUGCAGAUGACAUGGCUGCCACUCGUUACGUGGUGGUGAGACUGUCAACCGGCAAGAAUCAGGCGUCCACGUCAGUGGUGUCAUCAUCGCUGCGUGAUUUGGGCUGCUACGCGUAUGUCGUGCGGACGGAGGUGGGUUUAUCUCGUUGGUUUCCCUCGACUUCGUUGGCACACCGCCUCCGUCAGCGAUGGAUGCAGUACUUACAUCAUCGGCAUCGUCGAGCAGAGGCGUUCAUUUCAGAUCCAGUUAAAGCUGUGACUUCCAUGUGGGGCGCGCAACCACUCUCUCCGGUGCUGCGCCGUAUGAUUAUUGACGCCGUGAGGAGUGAUACAAAGAGGGCUCGUAGUGGUGAUAAUGAAACUGGCUUUCUUCUUGGGGACACAUCCUCUUUUGAGCCAACGGACUGUCGUUACGGCGAAAGUCCAGACGCGGCUACGCUGUCUCGCACACUGACGGAAGUGUCUUCCCUGCGCAAAGCGAGUCCGCUGCGGAUCACCGUGUUGCUACCCUGUGCGACUGAGCAGUAUAACGUGGGGGAGAUGGCUUUGUAUCUGCACGAGAAGUUUGGACGAGUGAGUCGUAUUCAACUUCUCUACAUGUAUGGCGGCAGGCCGGAGGGUGCUGACAUGAGUCCCGUGGUUGUGUCCCUUGCGCAUGGCGACUACCUUGAAGUAUUGCGACUGUUGGCGCUGACCGAUCUUUUGAUCACUUCGCACGGUGCGGCAUUGGUUUCGAUGGUGGCAAUGCAACCGGGCAGUGUUGUGGUUGAACUGUUUCCGCGUCUCUGUCGCUCAUAUACGUACCUGGAAUUGGCUGUGGCGAUGCGUGUCGUCUAUUUCAGCCACGAGGGAAAUAGCCCUGAGGCUGCCAAGACGCAUAGUCAUUCAUUUACGCCUGGUAAUAGGUUGGUGAUGUUUGCCGCGAAUGAAACCGUGAACGAGUCCGUUGGUGCUGCUGACAUGCACCCGUAUCUCCUGCCCCUUUUUCACCCCAAUUCUGCAUGUCAUCAUUGGCGUUCCACCAGUGUUUCUGCCCUUCGACUCUAUCACUUGGUGAAGAACGGCCUAUCUUCUGUGUGGCUUCGCAACGGCCGCUUCUCCGGUGUCAUGGCGUUUGAUCGCCGCUGA
Messenger RNA from Trypanosoma cruzi, 1965 nucleotides. RefSeq lists its product as uncharacterized. The record is from RefSeq and is a predicted model, not a curated record. The coding region runs from base 1 to 1965 and encodes 654 amino acids. The transcript has a single exon. Lineage: Eukaryota; Euglenozoa; Kinetoplastea; Trypanosomatida; Trypanosomatidae.